GGAAGAGAAAAUGGGCAAGACGGGAGCGAGAGGGAGCUGCCAGCCUUCCGGCAUCUUAACCGGGGUGUCGGGAUAAAUGUGUGUCUUUUCCAAGCAGAAGCAGCGCUUUAUUCGGUUCAGCAAAACGAUGAUCCGAUUCCUGGGGAGGAGGCACAUGUGUGACUUUCUGAUGUGGCCGAUUGCGGUCUGAGUGUUUAUCUGCGAAGUUUGCGGAAGGCACCACGCGUCCGAUUGCCCUUUCGGAGCGUUUUUCAGACGCUUUCUCCUGGGUUUCGUGUAUGGGCUCUCUGCCCUGUGCUGGUUUCCCAAGUUAAACCACGGCGAAACGAGGCACCGUGACAGUCGUGAGAAACAUCUCCGUGCUGCCAUUUUAAGAUCGCCAAGGGGCGUUUCUGGUGAAAAAUGUACCGAUGGAGAGACUCGGCUUUUCCAGCAACAUUAAGCAGGGAUCUGAGGAGUUUCUUUCUUCUGCCUUCACAUACCGCCAUCUACCAUGAGCAGUGCUACUCCAUCUACAGCUAAUGGCAACGACAGCAAGAAGUUCAAAGGAGACAGGUCUCUGUGUGGCCCCUCCCGUGUGCUCCACGUGCGGAAGAUUCCCACUGAGGUCUCCGAAGCAGAGAUAAUCUCCCUCGGAAUUCCCUUUGGCAGAGUCACUAACCUGUUGAUGCUUAAAGGGAAAAACCAAGCCUUCAUAGAAAUGGCUUCAGAAGAAGCAGCAAUCACAAUGGUCAACUACUACACCUCUGCCACUCCACACAUCCGCAAUCAGCCUGUUUUCAUCCAGUAUUCCAACCACCGGGAGCUGAAGACUGACAACCUGCCCAAUCAGGGGAGAGCCCAAGCAGCCCUGCAGGCAGUGAACACGCUGCAUUCUGGGAACGUGACCCUGACCAGCUCUGCGUCGGCCAGCGAGGGCGCUCUUGUGCCCGGCCAGAGUCCCGUACUACGCAUCAUUGUGGAAAACCUCUUCUACCCUGUCUCGCUGGAGGUGCUCCACCAGAUUUUCUCCAAGUUUGGAACCGUCCUGAAGAUCAUCACCUUCACCAAGAAUAACCAGUUCCAGGCUUUGCUCCAGUACUCAGACCCUAUGAAUGCUCAGCAUGCCAAAGCGACAUUGGAUGGUCAGAACAUCUACAACGCCUGCUGCACCUUGCGUGUGGAGUUCUCCAAGCUGACCAGCUUGAACGUCAAGUACAACAAUGACAAGAGCCGGGAUUUCACACGUCUGGACCUCCCAUCUGGUGAUGGCCAGCCCACACUGGAGGCUGCCAUGACAACCCCUUUUGGCUCUUGUCACGAUCAUUUUACCCUGGCCGACGUGCUCAGAAGGGGAGAGAUCACCGGCAGCUGGGUUGUUGGGGCUCCUGGUAUCAUCUCCUCUCCCUACACCGGAGGUCCGGGAUUCGCUCCCAGUAUUGGCUUCGCCCAGGGAGCAGGACUGUCCAUGCAGUCAAUGCCCGGCAGCCUCGGGCCUUUGGCCAUCCCGACGUCAGCAGUGACCGGGAGGAUGGCGCUCCAUGGGAUAGCCCCCACUGCUAUGCACUCAGUCCUCCUGGUGUCCAAUCUCAAUCCCGAUAGUAUAUCACCACAUGGACUCUUCAUCUUGUUUGGGGUCUAUGGGGAUGUGCAGAGAGUAAAAAUUCUCUUCAACAAGAAAGAAAAUGCCCUGAUACAGAUGGCAGAUGCCACACAGGCACAGCUUGCGAUGAGCCACUUAAACGGGCAGAGGCUUCAUGGUAAGGUCAUCCGCGUGACAAUCUCCAAGCACCAGACUGUCCAGCUGCCUAGGGAAGGUCAGGAGGACCAAGGGCUGACUAAGGAUUUCAGCAGCAGCCCAUUGCAUCGCUUCAAGAAGCCUGGCUCUAAGAACUUCCAGAAUAUUUUCCCUCCUUCUGCGACUCUUCACCUUUCCAAUAUCCCGCCCUCAGUGACGGAUGACAUUCUAAAAGAUCUCUUUGCUGGCACUGGGUAUACAGUAAAGGCCUUCAAAUUUUUCCAGAAAGACCACAAGAUGGCUUUGAUCCAGCUUGGCUCUGUGGAAGAAGCCAUCCAGGCGCUGAUUGAUCUGCACAACCAUGACCUGGGGGAGAACCACCAUCUCAGAGUGUCCUUCUCCAAAUCUACCAUCUAACAGCCACUUUGCACACGGAAACUUUUCCUCCCUGGCCUUCAGGAGAAAACAAUGAUCAGCUGAAUUAGAACUAGCGAUUUAUGGAAAAAACCGUAAUAGAUUCAUUUUGAUAGUUAGAUUUUAAAAAUGGAGUAGACUUCGAACGUUCAGAGAGGAACGCAUGGUGAAGGCCAGUUCUGGAUUCAGGGGAGGAUCUUUAACAUCCUCGUGCGACCAUUGCCUUGGGUGUCGCGCUUCGGAACCUCCUUUGGUGGACUAGUCGGGGGUCAGUGUAUCAGGGGAGGCGUGUCUGGAACCCCGGGGUUCACUUUCACACUGAUGUUUGACGGCACGUGGACCGUGACCAAAUGCUGCAUCUACGAAACUAGCCAUUUUGGUUUGAAGAGCCAUGAGCAGGAGGGAGCGGUGAGUUGUCAGGCCUGGACUCAACCCUCUCAGCGGGAGGGCAGUGACACCUUUCAUUUCCUGUGGUAUUCAUGCCAAGUGUCUUGCUGUGGUUGGAGGUUAUCGCACAAGGGCCGCUGUUGGGGCGGCGACUGGCGCCUAAGACUUGUCUGCGGAUUCCCCAACAAGAACAGUGCAGCACUGCAGUUUCGGAACAACCCGAGACCAGGCUGCCAUCUUAUUUAGUCUUUAUUUAAGGAACGUUUUGCACCUUCAUCGUUUAGUUUACUGUGCAAAGGCUUUUAGACACAGAAGUUGGUUAUUUGUGAAAACUGACGGCAAAUAAACGUGCUCUUCGUCCGCUCCUCUAAAUGAGGUUUGCGGACGGAGCUGGCAUGUUGGCGGAGGUCCACCUCACGCAUGCGGGCGCUGGCGAUGGCGGCGAGAUCACCGCGACGUGGACGUGCGGAGUGGAGUGGCUGCGCCAUGAUCGUACUGGAACACUCAUACACUCGGUGCUCAGGUGAAGAAAAACCGUGGAAUCAUGAAUGUGAAGAGACUGGAGAGGGUGACUGUCACUAGUCUAGAGUAUGUAGGUAAACCAGUCCAUUCGUUUGAUCACUUUACCAGAUGAAUCUGUAACGUGUAGCAAGUGCUACCUUCUCUGAGAACCUGUAGCCUUGCCUUAAUUCAUUUCUCAGCUCCUUUCAUCUUUAGUUUCUGUUGCUUUGUUCUUUCGGUUGUUUCCUUAUGGCAAAAAAAAAUACCCCCCCCCAUUUGCCUUGCAGUGUUACCAAUUAAACCAAACCUUGCAUGUGUGUCUAGAAUUAGAGAUGAGUACACCAGGGAACUGCAGAAAAAGAAGAGUAUCGCUCUCAUGGUAUAGAAGAGAAGAAGAGGAAUGCAUAAGAUCAUGAGUGAUUUGACUUGGGUCUCAUUGGGUUGGGUAGCAAGUUACCUUUAACAUUCCAGGGAGGGUUGGUGUGAUCUGAGGUUCUCGUGAUGCAGAAUUGUGCCUCUGUCACCCAAGGUCACCCACUGGCACCGUCUCCUUCUUACUCCUAGGAAAAGCAACACGUAAGCAAAAGCAAGGCUUGGUUACUGUUGUCACCUAAACCCGGAGAGGAACAAAAGGCAAACAUUUAUUUUAAAACAUCCAAGCUUUUCCCUCUCUCACAUUUUUUUUUUAAGUUUACAGUCUUAAAAUAAUUCAGGUCUGUAUAUUUUACAAAUUGUCAGGAUUUUUAAAAGGAAAAUUACUUAUUUUUGGUAAUAAGUUUUUUUAUGGAAGUGAAAAGAAACCUGUAACUUCCUGGGUUUUUGUACCAAUAUAAUCACUCAAGAAAUCACAGAGAAAUCAUAUUACUGUGUCUUCACUUAAUUUCUUAUUAUGUGCCUUAUUAUGUGCUCAUAAUCAAAUAGAUUCUAGAAACCUUACCUAAGAUAUAUACUACUUUGUGGGGUUGGUGAGAGAGUUCCUUUGUUUUACUUGUCUUAAUUGGAAGUGUGUGUAUGUCGUUGUUGUUUUUCAGUGCACAUAGUGAAUUGAAUGGUUAACUAGACAUGCAGUGUGUGCUGUGGGCUUCUAACCCUUUACUGUUAUGGCAUCUUUAAUUAUAUGAGGAUGAAACCAUUUUGGAGGCAAACUGCUGACGGAUCUGAGCUUCAUUCUUAUUUGGAAAUGAUUCGCAGACGUUGUUUGGGACUUGCAUUGGCAUUUCAGCUGAACAAGUUUGUUCAUAUCGCAGUGCCUAAGUCAGCCAUCAUUGGCACAGGACCGAUGCCAGUGGGCUUCUUUCCCAGAGAGCUCAUUCAGACACGUGCCUGAAAUAUGUAUUUAUGGUGCAAAUCAUCUUCUCCCUUCCACUGUUGGAGAGAAACCAAUGAGAUCACAUUUACACAACAGUACGCUUCAUUUUCAGUGGUGCUUUGCAUUCUAUUAAAGCCUUUUUAUUUUCUGGGGAACUUUGAAAGGAGAGUGGUUUGGAUGAACCUACACUUUCUGAGGAGUUUAUUAAGCUGGUGGAGUAGGAUGAAAUUGUGAACUCAGACAGGCAAAAAUUAUGGUUAAUGGUUAUGAACUUUAUCAGACUGCAUUGUGAAUCACAAAUAAUCAAAUAUGUCCUCUGAUUAAUCUAGUUGUAUUAAUGAGAUACGGCCUUUAAUGUACUCUAACUCUGUGGCAUUUGAUCACAUUUCUAGUUAUGAGAUAAUUAUGAAUACAUUACAGCUCAAGGACUUUGUAAAUAGUCAUAGCAGUUAACAUAAAAAGAUUAGUUUCUUUUCAUUACAUCUCCUUACGGGUUCCUUGUGGCGUAUUUGCUAUUUUCAAGGGCUAUUUCAGUAAAAGCUAUUGCAUGCCUUAAAUAUGAGAGAAGCUGCCAUUAGUCACUGCUGCUUAAUUUCAAUUAAUGUAUUAUUGGAUUCGUUAUUGUAUGUAAAUGCAAUGCAAGGACCAAAUUAAUUGCUCAUGCCAAUGGCAGGUAGACCAAGGUUCAUUAAAUGCUGCCGUUAUGAAUAAUUUGGAAUCAGAUCUGACCUAACAACUGACGUUUUUUUGAUUUAGAAAAGCACCGUUCUUGAAAUUCAGCUAAACUAACUACAAAAUGCGUUGCCGAUACUAAAUUUGGGGGAAAAAACAUGCGACAAAAAACGAAUACUCGAUGCAUCACCAACCAAUCACAACAACAGGUACACUAGUGAUGUUCUGAAAGAUGUUCUUGCGACACGAAAUUGGGACGGUUCCGGACAUAAGAGAAUCUCAUGCCUGUCGUCGUUCUCCAUAGUCCCUCUUGCGCCGUUUCCAUGUGAAGUCGGUGAAAAUCAGUUUCCCCUCAAUAUCUGGAAGAUUCAUUUGGUUUGUAGUAGGGACUUAAAGAAACGAAAAAGACGGGCAGAUUUUUCGAGACGUUUUCAGAGAAGCUUCCUAGUUUUCGUUGAGGCCCACAGCACAGUGUCCCUUUAAGAAUGCUUUGGUUGGCCCUUUUGUGUGAAUCUGUCUGAGAUGCAUCUCCAUGAUUGUUAUGUAGGGAUGUAACCAUUCACUGUAUAAUAUACAUAUAUAUAUAUUUUUUUUUUCUUUUUUUUCGUUAUUCUAGCUUGUUGAUUUAUCUUUGGUGUGAUGUUUUAAAGAAGGUGUGAAACUGCUUUCAGUUGUCCUCUGUCAUUGUUUCAUCACAGGGUUUGGGUCAUCCAUUGGGGGGGGGGGGGCUUAGUUCAGGUUAUUCCUGGCAAACCAUAUUUAUUUUAAAACCGAUCAGGGGAAGCGCAGGUGUCUCUAAGCCUAAAUUGGCUGCAUUGGAUCUCCUACCCCCCCCCCCCAUUCAAUAACUGAUUUUUCUUCUGAGUCUUUUUUAAUGAUUAAAGAGUCAGAUUCCAAAACCAUGUGGGGGCAAAAUGACCCCGGACACAAGACCUGUGGGUCUUUUUAGUUAUUUUGUGUUCAGUCUUAGGGAUUUAGGUAGAAGAAGCUCAUUCACAUUUUAAAGUACCUUAUUAAUCAGCUAAACACAAUAUCCAUAUUUUACCUUAUUAAAAAAAAAAAACGUAUAAAACCGGACCAAAGUUUUUUGUGCCUUUUACAGACCUUAAUUACAUGAUUCUUUUUUUACUGUCAAAAAUCGUACACAGUGUCUUGCUUUUCAAAUUGUAUGUGAUUGAAUAGACUAAAAAAAAAAUAGAUUCCAGUCUUUUAAAUAAAUGUGUUUAUUUUUUUAUUAAGUAUGGCACAAGAUUGUUUGAAGUCCAGGCAUAAUUUUAUUUAUACAGAAGACAUAUUAUUAAGACUAAUUUAUUUGCAUAUUUGGCUGUUCUCUCGCUCUGUCUGUCUUGGCAAAGCCACAUAUGCAUUUGAUAAUUUUCUCAUUUACUUAGUCGUUUUAAUGAGAAUGGCUGUUUAAAUGGAAAUAUUCCCAGGACCUUUCUGAAUGGGGUCAAACCUGUAUCCCGGCUUAUGAUGUACAAUGUUUCACUGAAGAAAAUUGAUUGUUUUAAAAGCUUUAGAAGAAAAAAAAAAGUCACUAAGCAAGUCUACAGACACCAAAGGAGUAUUUGAAUUUGAGCUUUGUGCCGACCAUCGAGUUAAAGGUGCAGGUGAAUAAACCUUCGCUUGUGUCAUGAAAAUUAAACGCUAUUUUAACAGUGACAUUCUCACCCCUUUGCGUAAAUGCCAGGCUGCAGUGGGAGGAGCAUCUCUGGGGACGUGAGCCUCAAGUUCAUUUUUAGCCUCAGUUUUUCCCGCCCCCCGCAUUUUUCAGUUGGAAAUGUGAUAACACCAUUUUGUUUGAAUGUUCAGUACAAUAAGGAAACAAAUGCUGUACAUAUAUUUUCCCCUUUGUUUUCCUUAUUCUUUUUCCUUUGUUUCCAGUGUUUGGGAACAAAAAUAUAUAUUUUGCAAUAUAAAGAAGAAAAGCAGACUUUGUCUUGUGCAUUUUUACUGAGUUUCCAGAAGCAGCUUUUCUUUGUAAAGCGGUAAGUGUGGCACCAUUAGCCACGAGAGAGUGGCUUCCACUGUUGACUUAAUGUAAUGACAUGCAACUAGAGGUUUGAUUAUUAAAGAAACAUGUUUUCUAAUUUUGCAGUGUGCAUGGCGUUUCUGUAUUUUAUAGAAGACAGUUUGGGUUUGUAUUGCCUAUAAUAAUAUUGCUAUUACUAUGAAUACUACUCCAGAUACUACCCUGCUUACUUUCUCCCUAACUUCAGUUGUAGCAUGCCUUAAAUAAAUGUAAUGAGAUCGGUA
Messenger RNA from Brienomyrus brachyistius, 7256 nucleotides. RefSeq names its product polypyrimidine tract binding protein 3 (gene ptbp3). The coding region runs from base 494 to 2134 and encodes 546 amino acids. Gene Ontology annotation, cellular component: nucleus. Lineage: Eukaryota; Metazoa; Chordata; Actinopteri; Osteoglossiformes; Mormyridae. Gene Ontology annotation, molecular function: mRNA binding. Gene Ontology annotation, biological process: regulation of RNA splicing; mRNA processing. The record is from RefSeq and is a predicted model, not a curated record. The transcript has 15 exons.